Messenger RNA from Seminavis robusta, 513 nucleotides. The record is from the annotation of a GenBank genome assembly. Lineage: Eukaryota; Bacillariophyta; Bacillariophyceae; Naviculales; Naviculaceae.
AUGUGCAACGCCAUUGGGAACUUCUUCCGACUCAUCAUUAUUGCUGCUACGGCUGGCGCUUUGACCUUGUCUGUUUUUGCCUCGGUAUCUUGUGAACUUGUGGAAUACAAUGAUUCUGGUGGCUUAACCUAUGGGUUCUUCUUUCGAGGGAUUGAUGGCAAUUGUGCAUCAGAGUACUAUGAGACAGAUGAUCCUGUCAUCAACGGAGCAAGAACCGUCCUCAUAAUAUCCAUGGGUGCUGGAUUCAUUGCAGGAGUAAUGGUGCUGUUUGAAUGGCUCUUUUGUGAAAUUUGCUGUGCAGGUGUUUUGGAGGGACUUGCCUUCAUGGCGGCUUGGAUGUUAGGAGCAGCCUCAUUUAUGUUUUAUGGGUCUGAGCGGUGUACUCAGGAGGGAGCUGAAUGCACAUUUUAUGAUGCUUCUGGCUAUAUGACAGGUGCCUGCAUUCUCUAUGUUGGCUGCAACAUCCUUUUGUGUUUCACACCACAACCAGAGCCACUGUGCAGCAAGAAAUAA